This is a messenger RNA of Trichoplusia ni (cabbage looper), 3577 nucleotides long. RefSeq names its product mitochondrial import receptor subunit TOM70 (gene Tom70). Gene Ontology annotation, biological process: RNA processing. The record is from RefSeq and is a predicted model, not a curated record. Lineage: Eukaryota; Metazoa; Arthropoda; Insecta; Lepidoptera; Noctuidae. The transcript has 2 exons. Gene Ontology annotation, molecular function: protein binding. Bases 174 to 1817 code for a protein of 547 amino acids.
CUUGUCUAUGUUUUGCUUGCUUUGCCUUCGUGCGUGAGGACAUCAAUGAAAUGGAAAGAACGGUAAAGAAAAUUAAAAAUUAGGUGUUCAUUAUUAACGACAUUUCAGUAGUGAGUAACUUAAUGGUGAAUCGUUUAUGGUUUUGUAUCUCUUGAAGCAAUUUCACAGAAGAAAUGGCGUCAUCAGGCAGUAUUCCUAAAUGGCAACUGGCGAUUCUUCUUGGCGCACCUCUCGCCAUCGGUUUAGGUUACCUUUAUCUUAGAAACAGAUUGGAAGAUCCAGAAAAGAAAAAAGUGUCUGAGUUAAAAGCGAAAACUACUAUUUCAUUAGAUAAUGAAGAAAAUAACACCAAAGUUUCUGAAAGCGCUAUCGACCGCGCUAUGAAACUGAAAGGUGCCGGAAACCGGGCUUUCCAUGCAGGAGAAUACGAAAAAGCAAAAGCACUUUACAACGAAGCGAUUGAGGCCUGCCCUCCUGAUCGCCCAAUCGACCUUGCCACUUUCUACCAGAACCGUUCAGCAUGUUACGAAAAACGCGAAAUGUGGGAACAGGUCAAAGAAGAUUGUACGUUUGCCCUUAAACUUAAUGAAAAGUAUGUUAAAGCUUUUUUGAGACGCUCUCGCGCAGCUGAGAAAAGCGGUGAUUUGGUUAUGGCUCUUGAAGAUGUGACUUAUGCUUGUAUACUCGAAAGCUUCCAAGACCAAAGUUCUCUUAUGAAUGCUGAUCGCAUCCUUAAAGCACUAGGCAGGCAACACGCACGUGAAGCUCUAGCAAAACGUGUCCCCAUUAUGCCAUCCAAGCAUUUCAUAAAGACAUAUUUCUCAGCCUUCUCUGAAGAUCCAAUUACCAAAAUAAUUCUUGAUGACAAGAUCACUGGUGGGUUUGCUAAAGCUAAGCGAGCUCUGGAUACAGAGGACUAUGAGUCUAUUGUUGAUGCAUGCACAGAAGAACUAAAUGAUCCUAAUGGAAAGUACAAAAAUCAAGCUCUUUUGUUGCGGGCAACAUUCUAUCUGUUAUUAGGCAUGCAUGAGGAGGCGCAAUCUGAUCUUGCCAGGGUCAUUGAGAGUGAUGCUCCUACUAAAGUAAAGGUAAAUGCUUUAAUUAAGCGUGCUUCAUUAUCUACACAGCUGGAGAACACAGAAUGUUGCUUGAAGGACUUUGCCCAGGCUGCUCAGUUGGAUCCUAAUAACUCUGAUAUCUAUCAUCACCGAGGCCAGGUCUAUCUGCUUCUUGAGCGCAUGGAUGAGGCUACAGCUGACUUUGCUAAGGCUGUUGAAUUAAACCCGGACUUUUCAAUUGCAUACAUUCAGAAAUGUUAUGCUGAUUAUAGACAUGCACAGAUCAACAAAAAUGUUGGGGCUCUAUCACAAGUGCGAGCAGAUUUUGAGCGUGCAUUGGAGCGAUUCCCACGAUGUGCUGAGGCGUACAUUCUGUAUGCACAAGUGUUGUCAGACCUACAGGAGUGGGGUCGUGCAGAAGCUUUGUUUGAUGCUGCACUUGCAGUAGAUGCCAACAACCCUACACUUUAUGUCCAUAAGAGUCUGGUACAACUACAGAAGAAUACAGACUUUGACAAAGCUGUAAAAUUAAUCAACAAAGCUAUUGAAAUAGAUGACAAAUGUGAAUUUGCAUAUGAGACCUUGGGUACAAUUGAAGUACAAAGGGGCAACUUGAGGCGAUCUUUAGAACUUUUUGAGAAGGCUAUUUCACUAGCCAAAACUGAGCUGGACAUGAUUCACUUGUUCUCUCUUAAGGAUGCUACGGCAGCACAAUUGAAGGUGUCUGAACGUUGGGGACUAGACUGGACUGUAAGCUAGGCUAUUGCCACACUACUUGCCACAUACUCAACGGGAAUAAAACCUGGCCGUCCAAGUAUGCCAGAGAGCUCAGUAGUAUAUUGUUCGUAAAUUAUUCUCUGUGUAUGUAUCCAUAUAUCCUUUAUAUUUCUCAAUCUUUUGUUGUCUUUAAAGCUUUAAAACUGCUUGGAAAACUAUAAUUUCAAUGUGUCAUAUCAUUUUAAUUACCAAUUUAUUAGAUGAUUAUUAAAAAUUUGUGCCAGAUGGUAUUCUCGUUGUGGACUACAGGUACCAAGCCGCCGCCGACUCCUACGCAUCAUUAAGCUAUCUUAAUGGUGCUACUAUUUUUAGUAAGUUGCUUCUUACAUAGAGCAUUUUCCCCAAUAUGAAGUAACUCUUUGGUGCACUGUGUACAUACAAAAUGUCAGUUCAUAUCACGAAGUUCUCAAACUUGUUAAACAUUUAUAUUUAAACAGGUUAUCUUUGUUCCCCUAGGUUGUAAAAUGUUGCACGAAACUUAAAUAAAUAUGAAAAAUAUAUUGUAAAUAUUUAUAAAAUUCCAUUGUGAGCAGCAUUGACAAUGUGGCCAUACUUCGAUUUGUUGGCAUACAUUAUGAAGUGAAUGAAAUUAUAACUUUAUUCUGGAUGUCGUAAAAAUUUAUGUAAGAUUUAUGCCUGCUUCAUAUUGAAGUGGAAAACUAAUUGUUUCUCGAGAAAACUUCUAGUUUAAACAUUUAUUUAUGUUUGCAUUUAAAAUGAACAAAAUGUGUGUAACUAAAUUGUUAUAUAACUCCAUUGGAUUAUUAUACUAGGAAAAUUUAUAACAUAGCUAACAUUGACAUGCCUAUCUGUUCUUAGUGGCACACAUUUAAAAUGUUGAAUGUAGUUGUCAAGACUGAGCGAGUUCGUGUGGGUCGAGUUUGAUUUUUCAAUAUGUUUGUUAACUUAUUGACUUUUUAUUGUGAUAUAUUUUGUUUUAUUGUUUUUUAAUUCGCAUUUAUAUCCACUUAGGUAUUUGAAUUAUAUAUUGAGUUUUAAAUUUAUAUCAUAAAACAUUUAUAAAACAUCGAAUAUCACUCAAAUGUCGCUCAGUCCUACGAAAUGUGAAACAAGAAUUAUAAAAUACCGCAUUAUUCAACUUGGUAAAAAAUAUACUACUUGGUACUUAUGUUAUGCGCAUAUAAGACUCAUGCACGCAUAAAAGUAGGGUGGCUGAAUAAUUAAUUUAAUUAAUGUUAAAAAAAGCGGAAAAUAUAGAAAAAAGCUUAAUUGAUAGCUUGUCUUGCGUAAUAUUGUGUUUUGUUUAUUUGGGUCCAAAGAGAGUUUAUGUGAAAGGAUGCGCUAAAACACAAAAAAAUGUUGUUACAUUUACAUAUUGUGGUUAUAAUGUAGUCGUGGGAAUGCGCCUCGAGUUUGUGCGGCGGUAAAUACGUGCGUGCUGGGUGCGUUCAAUACAUUUACUCACAAGUGGAGAGUAACUCAUAAAAUCUGUAUGGACGUAUUGUUUUACCAUGUUACACUAUAUUUUAUUACUGUUACCUAUUUAAUACUUUGUGUAUUAUUAAACUGACAAGUAUGGACUUAAUAGUCUGAAUAAAGCUGAACAUCUCCGGACGAAAUGCUCUAAUUAUAAAAAGAUGUUUUGGAUGCACCCUAAAUUAUCAGUUAGAUUGUGAACUUAGAUUUGUAGCUCGCUGAGAUGGUUCUACAAGAGUUGUUACCUCACCGAUAGUGGAUAGUUAUCAAUUUAUGAAAACUACAAAAUACAUUAUUGAAACAAA